Messenger RNA from Zychaea mexicana, 582 nucleotides. RefSeq lists its product as uncharacterized. The coding region runs from base 41 to 364 and encodes 107 amino acids. The transcript is spliced from 2 exons. NCBI's taxonomy places the organism in Eukaryota, Fungi, Mucoromycota, Mucoromycetes, Mucorales, Lichtheimiaceae. The record is from RefSeq and is a predicted model, not a curated record.
CUUUAGCAUUUCCGCGUCUUUUUUUUUCUCUUGUUAAAGCAUGUCUGCACUGCAAAAGGAAUUAUUUAGAAAGAGCAAACAUCAGAACUUAGAUCUGGAAUCUGCCGAGACACCAUUGUCAUCUAAUGAUACAAAAGUUGAAGAGCAACGAGAAGAAGAAGAUUGUGAUACUUUGGCAGAAUUGAACGGAGGAUUAUCGUCACCUUCGCGUGCCAGUAUGCCCGAUCGUAUGAAGAAUAAAUAUGCACCCGUCUCGUGGAACACGUAUUUUGAAAGUUAUCAAGAUGUAACCAUCCCAGACACAUCCGAUAUAUCCUUUUUUUUUUUGUUUUGUAACAACUUAGCCUUGGGGUUGUCAUCAUAAAAUCAUAAACCACAGCAAAAUCCUUGACUCUUGCAACUUUUACACAACACACUUUUCGGGUGUAUAGGAUAGAUGCGUCUUCUAACAACAAUAAGGCGUAUCCUGUAUUUGUGCUUCAUCAUGGAGCAGGCCAUUCAGGCUUAUCGUUUGCAUUGACAGCGCAUCAUAUCAAGCAGCAAACCGAAGGACAGUGCUCAAUUGUAGCCAUUGACGGCCGU